Molecule: messenger RNA, 564 nt
Organism: Ilex paraguariensis (yerba mate)
Lineage: Eukaryota; Viridiplantae; Streptophyta; Magnoliopsida; Aquifoliales; Aquifoliaceae
Source: the annotation of a GenBank genome assembly
AUGUCAGAAACUAGAUUUGACAUGUCAAUUGAAAACUCCGGCGGAUACGAUGCCAAUAAAAUUCAAGAAGUUAACUCCCCCCAUCAGUGCGAUUCAAACACCUCUGUUAGGAAUGACAAGGUCAUAGGUUUGGAAGUUGAUGUUGGCCAACAGAGACAAGUUUCCUUCGGGAUGUAUAAUAACCUGCAGAGAGAAAAUCAUUCCCCAAAUUUUCAGCCCCAAGGUUUCUACGUGAACCCUUGUGGAGGCAGUGAACGUGAAGCAUUUUCUAUUUCUAGUCAAGGUGGCAGUAUGCCUUAUGGUUCAGUUUUUUGUACCCGUGGUCUGGAUUCCUGGUUGUUGCCUUUAAGAUUGCCUCAUUCAAGAGAUAAAUUAGACGAUCUCAUCUGUUUGCAUAGAAAUAUGGGUAGUGACUAUUAUAAUAACGCAGUGAAGUAUUUACGGCUUGCUCUUCAAUCAACAACUCCAGUGUUUGAGGCCUUACUUCCAUUGAUACAGAUACUGCUGCUUGGAGACCAAGUGAAGGAGGAUGUAGAUGAGCUUGAAAUUUUUUCCAUAAUUUAA